Monodelphis domestica (gray short-tailed opossum) is the source of this 1490-nucleotide messenger RNA. It is a transcript of the gene ZFAND2B, whose product is annotated as zinc finger AN1-type containing 2B. NCBI's taxonomy places the organism in Eukaryota, Metazoa, Chordata, Mammalia, Didelphimorphia, Didelphidae. Gene Ontology annotation, molecular function: zinc ion binding. The record is from RefSeq and is a predicted model, not a curated record. Gene Ontology annotation, cellular component: cytoplasm; endoplasmic reticulum. Gene Ontology annotation, biological process: proteasome-mediated ubiquitin-dependent protein catabolic process; protein targeting to ER.
GCUCUUUCGUUCGCUCUUUCUCACAGUCCUCCCAGCUUCAGAUCACCCGGGAAGGAAGAAGGGGCGGGGCCUGGUAGAAGAGAGGGAGGCGAGGAAGGAAGCUCGCUCGCCUCACGGAACGGGCACGCGCCCGUAGUGGUGCGUGCCAUGACGUCAGCGCGCCCUGGCGCGGAGAGGGGGCGGAGCCCAGCUCGCCUAGCCUGCUGGUGCUUGGGGGUCUCCGGUAGCCGGGUCUCCGAACGGAGAGCCGUGGGUCCAGCAGGAACGGAGUACAUCAGAGCAGAAGAGUCUCUGGGAGCGUGGCUGGUCUACUCGAAUUCGGACUAGGCAUCAUCACAACGCUCCGUCUUCGCUUCCUCUAUCCAGAGGCUCCUCCUCUCUCCAUCCCCGGCCAUGGAAUUCCCGGACCUGGGAGCUCACUGCUCGGAGGCGACCUGUCAGCGAUUGGAUUUCCUGCCUCUCAAGUGUGAUGCCUGCUCUGGCAUAUUCUGUGCAGACCAUGUGGCCUAUGAUCAGCAUCAUUGUGGCUCUGCCUACCAAAAGGAUGUACAGGUGCCUGUAUGCCCACUGUGUAAUGUACCAGUGCCGGUGGCGAGAGGGGAAUCUCCUGACAGAGCUGUUGGGGAGCAUAUUGACAGAGACUGUCGAUCUGACCCAGCACAACGCAAGCGCAAGAUCUUUACCAAUAAGUGUAGCCGCCCUGGCUGCAGGCAACGGGAAAUGAUGGAGCUGACCUGUGAACGAUGUGGCCGAAACUUCUGUCUCAAGCACAGGCACCCACUGGACCAUGAGUGCCCUGGGAACAAAUUGCCUUCGAGCCAGCCUGGACUUGCUGCUAUCUCCAGAGCCCAGGGCUUAGGUUCUAGCCCAGCCCCAGUCCCUGGCCAAGGGUUGGGUAGAACCUCAUCCCCCUCUGAAAGCAGAGUUGCUGAGUCACCAACUCAUGCCUUGCAGAAUGGCCUGAGUGAAGAUGAAGCCCUACAGCAAGCACUGAUCCUGUCCCUGACUGAGAACAAGUCCAGUGCCCCUAGUUCUCAAGAGGAGGAAGACUUGGCUCUGGCCCAAGCAUUGUCUGCCAGUGAAGAGGAAUAUCGCAAACAGCAGGCCCAGAGUCGAAGCCUGAAACCCUCCAACUGCAGCCUUUGCUAGGGCCCUGGGAGCAGGGAGGGUGACUCGGCUUAGAGGGGCUGUGGCCCUCACACUUCCAGGGUCCCUUGGAAGAGGCCAGAAGCUCAAAACAAGAGUGACGGUGGGAAUCCUGAGCUGGAUUAAGGAAGGACACACCAGGAGCGGCUCGAGUUUGAGGUGGCAGGAACCCCUACUCAAUGUACCCAUGUUUGAAGGGGUAGGUGGAACUUGGCUUGGAGAGAAUAUCCCUUUUCCCCUUGGUAAUCCCAGUGGAGGAGUCGUCUCUGGAGAUGUCACCUUUGCCCCUUGAGUUGGUUGGCAGAUAGGACUUGGAAGGGAAUAAAGCAUCUUACCAAACAGCA